AUGAACAUGGAGGGGACGAUCGUUGCGGGGCACGCCGCGGGCGCGACGCUCCAGGCCCGGCAAGCCUCCCUGGAGCUCCUGAGAGAGCUGACUUCCGGGCAGCUGGCAAGCAGCUGGAGCGCGGCGUGGGGCCUGCUCGGAUCGGCGCACCUGGAGGUGCAGCAGUUCGCCCUCACCGUCCUCCAGCACCUCGUGCAGUCCCGGUGGGGCGAACUGAGUCAGGAGGAGGCCUCGCAAGCCGCCCAACAGCUCACAGGGUUGCUCGACUCCUGCUCGGCACCGACGACGCCGUUUCCGGUGCGGUCGAAGGUCGCCGUCCUCCUUGCCGAGGCCAUCAAGCACGGCGAUUCUGCGUUGUGGAGGACCGUGCUGCAGAAGGUGGCCACGAUGGUGCAGGCGGGGCCCUGCAGCGCCUCGAUGGCGCUGCUGAUUCUGAAGUACGCGCAGGAGGAGAUCACGCAGCCGUCCAGCUUCGUGCAGCAGGACGCGAAGCGGCUGCUGCUCGCGGAGCUCAUCUCGUCCCUGGACACCGCGCUCCCCAUCAUGCACCAGGUCGUGGGGUCGUACAGCACGGAGUGGCAGCGGGCGACGUCGUCGGGAGACGCCGCACUGCUCCGCUCCAGCAUCAUGGUGCUGACCGACGCGCUGUCCGCCGCCGCGGCGUUCGCGGAAUGGGCGCCGGUCGGCCUCAUCAUGGACUGCGGUCUCAUCGACGACGCUGCGAACGUCGCAACGGUCGAGGACCUGCGGCUGGACGGCGUCGAGGUGCUCCGGAGUCUCGCCGAGCGGAAAGCGAAGGACGAGGACGUCACGAAGUUCCGCGCCGUGAUGGCCCGGUGUGCCGAGGCGCUGCAGUACCACGUGCAGGUGUUGACGCGGCGGCCCGACCUGCACAAACGCGUCGAGAGCGGCGGCGUGGACGAGGACUACGCGAAGCGCCUGUGCGACACCAUGUCCGUGUUGGGGUGCAAUCACUGGGGGGCCAUCGGCGAGAGCACCAAGGUGGCGUACCUGCAGGCCAUGCUUGGCUUCCUGCAGCAGGAGAUGACGCUGUCGUCGUGGGCGAUGCCCUUUUGGGCAGAGCUGCUCAGACAAGAGUCCGCUCGGCGCUCCAACAGGGACAGAGCCGCCGCGGCGCCGAGCAGCUUCAACGUGCCUGACGAGGCCGUGCUGUCCGUCCUCGACCUGGUCUCGAGCCGUCUCCUUCAGGUCAUCACGCUGCACGAGACCGAUCCGGACGCGACGACGGACCCCCUCGCGGCGUUCGACUCCCCGGAGGAGUGGCACAGCUUCUAUGCACACUACAAGAACAGCCUCCAGCAGGUGUCUCGCCUGGGCACGGCGAUAUGUGGGUCGCAGGUGAUGGUCGUUGCGCGGUCGAAGCUGGAAGACUCCCUGCGCCUGCUCGCGACGAACAUCCGCACGCCCGAGCUCGCAACGGCAGCGCAGCUGGAGGCCUCCGUGAGUUUCUUGGAAGCCAUCAUGCAGGCGCUACCUCAGUCGGACUUCGCGGUGGGUUCGGCGGCGUCUGAGCACUGCGGUGCGUUGCUGGAGCAGAUCCUGCAGCUGACUGGCUGCCCUCACCCGCAGUCGGCGACGUCGCUUGUGCAUGCGAUCGUCUCCCUCGGCAAGUACCUCGCGACGCAUGCGGAGUCGAUGGCCCGCGUGCUCGAGUACGUCUUCGGGCUGCUUGGGGCCAUCGAGCUGGAGAGUGCAGGCGCGCCCCCUGCGACGCCGCCGCCCGGCUGGCGCGAGGCGUACAUCGGGCGGACCAAGGUUGUGGGGGGCAUCCUCGGGUUGGCACAACAGUGCCCGCAGGCGCUGGGCCUGCACCUCGACGCGAUAGCGAACCUCGCGGACCAGCUCAUGGCGUCGCAGCGGCUGCGUUACGGCGAACGCAACGUCGUCGUCGAGGGUCUCCUCACUGCUUGUGCGUCCUUGUCCGCCGGUCCUGAGAGAACGCACCAGAUUCGCACCGUGUUGAACUGGGCGCUCGGUCCUUUGAAGGCGGAGUGGUCCAGCCAGGCCGUCCAGGAGGCGCUGCAAUCACCCCAGAAAUUCGUUGCAUACUACUGUCCCAUUCAGGCUCCCGAUGAGCACGUGGCGAACCUCGACACGCCGCCCGACAGCCUCCCCGACCACCCAGUGCAAGAUCAUCUUCAGUGGGCUUUCCCCACCAUGCUCGCCGCCCUCGGUAACAUACACGCCCUGUCUGGACCAUCUGGUCGCCGUCUCCUCGGACCUUUCGACGCCGCGCUGGACCCCUCCCCGUACGAGAAGCUAGUCCUCUUGGGGCAGAACGCGAUCCCAGGGGGGGCCUUUGCAGGCCGCGGGCUGGGGUACGCGGAAUCGGGAGGUUCGGUGGCAGGACCAGCUGUGCCGUCUCUGCGCAGCUGGCUACGCGGCCUGCGAGAAACCUCCUACCAGAUCAUCAAUCUCGCUUUCUCGCGCGUUCCCAAGAUCUACCUGGAACCCGAACUCGCGGCUGCUGCCAACGACGAGGUCAUGCGGGAGCGCAUCCUCCGAGACAUCUCGAAGGAGCACUGCACGCUGCUCUCGACCAUCGCCGUGCCCUCGCCGGUCCCAGGCGACCCAACGUCUCAGCAGACGCCGCUCCAGUUUCUGCUCCACACGGAUUUCAGUGCCGGCGAGGCUGCUGUCAUGACAGCUGUCGAUGCGCUAGUGUGGCAGGACACGGACUCCACGCACAAGGCGGUCAUCGUGUGUCGGACAGUGAUAGACAUUGCUAGAGAAACGAAAUUGCAGGGCCUGUGCGACCUAGUUGGGGGCAGAAUGAUGCGGAACCUCGUGAUAGCUCUAACGCACGCCUCGAAUCAGGUGACGCACGGCGAGAUGGUCGGACUGAUUCGCGACGUGAUCCAGCUCUCGCACCUGACCAGCGAAGUGAGGGCAACGCUAGCUAUGCUCAUCGGGGAGACGGAGGCUGCCUCCUUCCUCAGCGAGUUCGCGUCCAAGCCCAAGGAGGCCGAGCAGCGCGCGCUGAUCAAAAAGCUCCUUCUGCGCGCUGCCGGUAGUGCACUGAAGGCCAUGGCGCAGCCUAGGGUGCAGGCGGAGAGCGUCGGCGCCAUCUCAGCGCAGAAGGCCAGGGCCAAGCCCAAGUAUCACCAGCCAGCAGCCGAGGAAGAGCCCGGGCACUUAGACUGGCUAGACCUGUAG
Messenger RNA from Pedinophyceae sp. YPF-701, 3177 nucleotides. The record is from the annotation of a GenBank genome assembly. Lineage: Eukaryota; Viridiplantae; Chlorophyta; Pedinophyceae.